Molecule: messenger RNA, 2910 nt
Organism: Patiria miniata (bat star)
Lineage: Eukaryota; Metazoa; Echinodermata; Asteroidea; Valvatida; Asterinidae
Gene: pkmyt1
Product: membrane-associated tyrosine- and threonine-specific cdc2-inhibitory kinase-like
Exons: 16
Coding region: 136-1785 (549 amino acids)
Biological process (GO): protein phosphorylation
Cellular component (GO): membrane
Molecular function (GO): ATP binding; protein serine/threonine kinase activity
Source: RefSeq, a predicted model, not a curated record
UACUUCCGGCGAUACGGCGCGAAAUUUUCUAUCGCGAAGCAGACGUCCGCGGCGCGGUUGGUUGGAAACGUACUGGCGGAAGUGGAAGGAAUUUGACGUUAUGCUGGUUCAGAUUGCAAGCUAAUUUCAAGCAGGAUGCAGUCAGAUUUUGAGUCUUCACUGAGGGAAAAUGGCUUCCGAAGUCCGAGACCGCUGCCUAAGUUUCUUCAGGAGCAAGUGACAUUUUCUCAGAAGAAGCAUCGAGGCACAACACCACGUCGGACGGGGCCGCCCAGACCACCACUGAAAAGUGUCCCUCCGGUCAGCCGUCUGUUUCCAAACAAGACCAGGGAGGAAGAGUCUCGACCCAGAGCGGUUUCUUUCCGGCAAUCAGAACCCUCUGUCUUACAGAGUCCCCAUUACAAUGAGAAGAGCACGGAGUCCUUUUUCAAUCAGUGCUUUGAGGUCGUGCAGAAACUGGGCGAAGGCUCAUUUGGUGAGGUGUACAAGGUCAAGUGUAAGGAAGACGGCAAACUCUAUGCUGUGAAGCGAUCCAGGGAACGAUUCAAGGGUGAAGCUGACAAGAAACGAAAGCUUGAAGAAGUUCACCAACAUGAAACAUUGAGCAGACAUCCUAACUGUGUGGAGUUCCUCAAAGCGUGGGCGGAGAAGGGCCACUUGUACAUACAGACGGAGCUCUGCCAAAUGAGUUUGGAGGAAUACAGCGAGAGCCACCAUGACAUCUCUGAAAGCACAGUCUGGAGUUUCCUUCUGGACUUAAUGAAGGGUGUGAAGCAUCUUCAUGAUCACGACUUGCUUCAUUUAGACAUCAAACCAGAGAACAUCUUUGUCUCCAUGUACGGAGCUUGCAAGCUGGGUGACUUUGGCCUCACAGUGCAACUCGGAAAGAAUGAUUUGACGGACGCUCAAGAGGGAGACCCACGAUACCUAGCCCCGGAGUUACUUCAAGGCAAGUUUGGCAAACAUGCUGAUGUCUUCAGCAUUGGAAUCACCAUUCUGGAGUUAGCAUGUGACCUAGAUUUACCUCAGAACGGUCAGUUGUGGCAUCAGCUUCGUAACGGCGACAUCCCAUGGGAUAUUACAAAAGGUAUUUCCAGGAGCUUGAAGGACAUCAUCAUAUCCAUGAUGGAUCCUGACUACCAGCGUAGGCCGUCUCUUGAAGACUUGCUCCAUCUUCCCGUCAUGAGGUCGGUGGACAGGAGAAAUCGCGUCAUGUUGACCUUCAGAAAAGUUUGGGUAUCCAUCUUAGCGUUUCUGAGCAUGCUCAUUGGGAUCCUCGCGAUGUUUGUACAGAUAGUGACACACACCCUGAGGUUACCGGUGAUGCAUAUGGUGAAGUCACCCACGACGAUACCCAAAGCACAGAGACCCUCUCACUGGGAUCUCAGCUACUCUGAGGAUGAGUGUUUUGAUACAGAUGUAUCCCAUGGUUCAUAUGGGCAACCGCUUUCCAAUCUCUCGUUUUCGAGCGACGAAGAAAAGAGCAAAGUAUUCACAGAACCUGCAAGCUACCCUGUUAUAUCCACCUCGGGAACACCGCUACUGAACAGAAGUUGUCGUCGGACACCCCUCCAUCAGCCCAGAAGCUCCUCCCCUAUCUGUCACGGCAGACUCAACAACAGCUUUGACAGAUGGACACCCAACGGCAGUCCCAACAUCAGCGCAGUACACGACGAUCCAGCAACUCCGCUCAAUCUGAGUUUUGAUGAGCCGAAGGCACUCAACAAAUCAGCACUUGAACCUAAAAAUCUCAUGCAGAUCUUUGAAGAUACGGAUGAUAACUAGACACCAACAGACAAGUAGACGAUCAGAUAUGACAUACAUGUAUAUACAGAUUUGUUUAUUAUAGAGAUAUUAUAUAAUGAUGUUUUUGUUUGUAUAAUUUUCAGCAUUGUCUUCAGAGAAAGCUGUACAUAAAUGUUGUAAAGAUUUCCAGAGCUUAAUGGAGACAUAGCUUGGUUAAGAUUUUGUCAUUUCAAAAUUUCAGAAGUUUACAGACUUGCUUGGUAAUUAACCGUUAACCAUGGAGUCAACUUAUAUUCAAAGGGAAAAUACAACAUUUGCAAACAUCAAAAAAUGACUGAGAAUAUUUCUAUUCUCUCUGGACAUGCUGGAUGGGAUGCUUGUCCAUCGCAGGUUACUCCCCAGCUAAUGCCAGUACCCAUUUAUACUCCUGGGUGGAGAGAGGUAAGUGGGGGUGAAGUGGUUUGCCCAUGGAUGCAAUACAUGACCAGCAGCUGGAUUUGAACCCCUGACCCUCUGAUCACGAGUCACGAACCCUAACCACUUGGCCACACCCCCAGACUCUCAUGUGCUCAGGCAUACAUACAUACAUGUGCUUAAUUACUGCAUCUUGCAUACAAUUAAACCUGGGCGACUAAGGAGUUAUGUGAGCCUUUCCCAAAUUAUUGUUUUCAAACAAUUUUGCUGUUAUCAAGCCAAUCAGAUACGAAUAUCUUCGAAAGAGUUUAGGAGAGACAAAAUAGGCAAGAUACUUCACUUAAUGUUACUAUUUCAAGAUUUUGGUGGGUUUUUUUUUCCAUUUGUGAGCUAAUAUAAUGCUUUACCUGAAAAAUAUUUUACUUUCCAGUUAUUAUUCACCCAGGGCUAUUGUGAAUUACCACCUCUGAAUAAUCUACAAGCUCAAGUCAAUUAAUUCAAAAUGUGCCCUCAAACUUACCUAAAAAGGUCAUAUAGGUAGAUCAACUUUGUCAUGUAAAUAUUAAAGCGGGUAUAAAAUAAUGAACAAAUGAACCAAAGAAUUAAGUACAAGUUGUUACUGAAUUUUUCAGACGAGAAUUUUUUUUAUUUCAAUCUUUUGUUUUGUAAAUAAUGUAAAUGAGCUCAAGUUGUAAUUACUUUUGGCAAACAAUGGCAAUGUCAAAUAACAGGUGCUUCCCUUGAAAACUA